Nematolebias whitei (Rio pearlfish) is the source of this 1570-nucleotide messenger RNA. RefSeq names its product ring finger protein 183 (gene rnf183). Gene Ontology annotation, biological process: protein ubiquitination. The record is from RefSeq and is a predicted model, not a curated record. Lineage: Eukaryota; Metazoa; Chordata; Actinopteri; Cyprinodontiformes; Rivulidae. The transcript has 2 exons. The coding region runs from base 295 to 1272 and encodes 325 amino acids. Gene Ontology annotation, molecular function: ubiquitin protein ligase activity.
GGGACCGGAGGCUGCAGCUGGUUGGACCGGUCUGACCAGAGGAGGGAGGGUUCAGAGGAAGCAGCUGUGAAAAAGGAAAAGAGGAGCAAUCAGAGCAAAGGAGGACGAGCAGGAGGUGCAGCUCAGCUCCCAGGAGCGCUGCUUUAUUAGUAAUGAAGUUAGGUGAGCCCACACUGAUUCACAACCGGGCUGGAUCGGUUCUGACGACCCGAUCCGACCUUCGCCUUCCACUUCAGCUGCUGACUGAAACCAGGAGUCAGGUUCUCGCCUGAGGCUACGUCUCUGAACGCCAUCAUGAGCAGUUACGAGGAGGGGAGCACGGGCGAAGGGAGCCAGGGAGCCAGACCGCCUCAGAAUGUCAAACCCAAACCCAACCAGAGCAACCAGAACCGCAAAGAGGACCAGAACUGCAAGGAGGACUACAGGAGGAAGGAAAGGCCGCAGAAGGUGAGAAGGUCCAGGAGUUCUGACUCGGAGAGGAUGGAGAGAGGCAGGAGGAGCGAACGGGACCGGCACCACAGGGAGAGGCGUCCUCGAGGCCGGAGCGAGGAGUCCCGGAGACGGGUCAGAAAGGAAGGGGAUCGGCAGCAUGGGAGGCCCGAUGAAGACGACAAGGAGGACACGGAGUGCAACAUAUGCUUCUGCUCCUACGAUAACGUCUUCAAGACACCCAAGCUGCUGGCGUGCGGCCACACCUUCUGCCUGGAGUGCCUCGCUCGCAUCAACGUGACCUCCCAGGAGAUCAAGACCCUGACCUGCCCCAUGUGCCGCGAGCUGACCGAGCUGCCCCACGGCCGGGACCUGCCCCGCCUCGGCAACAACCAGGUCAUCAUCGACAAGCUGCCGGCGGAGAUGCAGCGGGCGCUGUCCAUCCGCUUCAAACGCAGCAAGGGGAAGCUGCUGCUGAAGCACCCGCCGCCCAAAGGCAAACCCACCAGCAUCUCCGUCCCCACCAAGACCCAGGACCCCCCUUUGACCGCGGUUGGCGGCCUGAGCCUGGCAGAGCAGGGGGGCGCCGCGGCCUCCGUGCUGGACGUGGGGAGACCCCCGAACAGAAUGCGGGGUCGCGUGCGGCGCUUGUUCCGCUCGGAUCAGUGCUACUACGUUGUGGUGGCGUCCAUCAUCGCCAUCACCGUGGCGCUCAUGCUGGUGGGGAUCCUGGCCUUCGUCAUCAUGCCCCGCGUGUCCACCCCGCACGUCCAACCCGUCGCCAACCAAACGGACAACCCGCAUCUUUCAGGGGAAGAGACGUACCACCCGAAUGAUCCCUGAACGGAUCAAUUCAACCACCUGCGGUCACUUUUUAACGCGUCUGUUUCAGAAGGAUGAAGCCGGUGACGCUGUCCGACUGACGACAUGAAGAAAAACAAGAACCGCAGCAUUUUAUUCUAAAACAAAAAACCCAAACAAAACCAGCAGAGCGUGAAGCGGAACAGAGCCGCAGCUUGUUUUUAUCCUCUGUGUUUCAUGUGAAAACACAACCCCGAAAACAGGAAAAACAAACCGCUCCAGUCCGGAUGUUCAAAAGCACCGAACUGAAAGAUUUAGAUCUAACCGGCCCGAUGGGAUC